Molecule: messenger RNA, 1380 nt
Organism: Triticum dicoccoides
Lineage: Eukaryota; Viridiplantae; Streptophyta; Magnoliopsida; Poales; Poaceae
Product: transcription factor RSL3-like
Exons: 5
Coding region: 217-1089 (290 amino acids)
Biological process (GO): regulation of transcription by RNA polymerase II
Cellular component (GO): nucleus
Molecular function (GO): RNA polymerase II cis-regulatory region sequence-specific DNA binding; protein dimerization activity; DNA-binding transcription factor activity, RNA polymerase II-specific
Source: RefSeq, a predicted model, not a curated record
UCAUGCCACCCAUUGACUGUCCUUUGUUUACUCAUGCUCACAUUUUCUUUAUUCUGCAGAUGUUGUCCCCUGCAACCUCUCAGAAUUCUGAACAGUAUAAAAGCACCUGAACUGUUGUGCAUUUGUCUUCACCCCUCUCAACAGCAAGUGCCUCCAACCACACUCCCCAGGCCACCCUUCGCCUCCAAGGCUCCCAAGUCCCAAAUUCACAUCUAAAUGGAGGCUGGAGGCCUGAUUUCGGAGGCUGGCUGGACCAUGUUUGACUUCCCGCCGCAGGGCGAGGAGUCCGAUAUCAUGGCGCAGCUGCUUGGCACCUUCCCCUCCCAUGCCGAGGAAGCCCAGCAGGAUCUGCCUUGGUAUCAGGCUUCCCAUCCAUCCUACUAUGACAGUGAUGUUCAUACAAGUGCGUGUAGUGACAGCAAUGAUGGUAGCUUUGCUGUUCCAUCCGAGUGCAUGGGCUACUAUUUGGGUGAUUCAAGUGAGGCCCUGGGCAUCAGCUCCUGCACUGUACCACAGGACUUGAACUUGGUCCAGGAGCAAGGUGCUACCGAGUUUCUGAAUAUGAUCCCAACCAUUUCCCAUGAUUUGUUCGGGAAGGGCGAGUCAAGCUGCGAGGGUCUCGACUCGGUCAGUGCUACUAACAAGAGGAAGCAUUCGGUGGAAGAAGAAAUCAAUGGCCAAGCGAGAGGUCGGAAAUGCGCAAGGAAGGCUGCACCAAAGCGAGCAAAGAACGCGAAGCAAACCGAAGCGAGCUGCUGCACCUCUGACAAUGACUCGAAUGCUUCUCAAGAGUCUGCAGAUGCUGGUGUUACUCCAAAAGGCAAGGCCCGGGCUGGACGCGGGGCGGCAACCGAUCCCCAGAGCCUCUAUGCAAGGAAAAGGAGGAAAAGGAUCAACGAGAGGCUGAAGACACUGCAGACCCUUGUGCCCAAUGGAACCAAAGUAGAUAUGAGCACCAUGCUUGAAGAGGCAGUCCAGCAUGUCAAAUUCCUGCAACUCCAGAUCAAGGUCCUCAGCUCUGAUGAAAUGUGGAUGUACGCGCGGAUUGCGUACAACGGGAUGAACAUUGGACUUGAUCUGAACAUGUAGAGAUGAUUUUGGCAGUCUCGAGCGGGGAAUGCAGUUUGUGUUUGAGAUAAACGAGUUCUCCACUAACCAUUCGAUGUACCUGUGUUACCAUGUGUCGUUUUGGAAUCUGUUAUACAGAUCAUCAUAGGCGCAGCAGUAGCAUACUUAAACUUGUGAAGAGGCCCUCUUAGAGGAUCAGUAAACUGAAGAUAAUACUACCAUUUUCUUGACAUUAGCAUGAAAUGCAAGAUCUUGAAAACUUGUAGAUUUGUAUUUGUUUUCUUUGGAGCAAAUAUAGUUCUUUUGUUGGCA